AUGAAGAUUACACAGUUUACUUUUCUUGAUAAUGGAGGAAUUCGGUUUACUAAAUUUUUACAAAAAAAUGAUCCUGGUGGUAUCGAAGGAAAUUUGGAUUCACUUAUUAUACCUGUACCAGCAGAUCUGGAAGGAUAUUUGGGGCCUCAACAAAAAAUAGAUGCAUUGUCUACAUUAAUUAAUGUUGUUGACCUUCCGGAAUCUCAAAAUAAUGAAGAUAAUAAUGUUGUCGAUGAUUCUUUAAAUAAAAAUCAAGAUCUGCCGAAUUUGCCUCUUCAUGUUAAUGCGACUAAAAAAAAUCCAACUCUUAGUAGAAAAAGGUCAUUACAAUCAUCACAAUCUGGGUUGCAAAAUGUAUCUAAUAAUGAGCAAGGUACUAUGAUCAUUAAUAAUUAUUAUUUAAAUGGCGAUAAUAUUACAAUUAAUCAAUAUUAA
Racocetra fulgida is the source of this 435-nucleotide messenger RNA. Lineage: Eukaryota; Fungi; Glomeromycota; Glomeromycetes; Diversisporales; Gigasporaceae. The record is from the annotation of a GenBank genome assembly.